This is a messenger RNA of Fundulus heteroclitus (mummichog), 990 nucleotides long. RefSeq names its product odorant receptor 131-2-like. The transcript is spliced from 3 exons. Gene Ontology annotation, biological process: G protein-coupled receptor signaling pathway. Gene Ontology annotation, cellular component: membrane. NCBI's taxonomy places the organism in Eukaryota, Metazoa, Chordata, Actinopteri, Cyprinodontiformes, Fundulidae. Gene Ontology annotation, molecular function: G protein-coupled receptor activity. The record is from RefSeq and is a predicted model, not a curated record. Bases 75 to 989 code for a protein of 304 amino acids.
UAACCUUAUGUGGCCAUCAGCAGGUUGGCACACUGUCAGGUGUCAGAUGUGUCACAACCCCUUUAAAUGCUGGGAUGAAUUAUACUGCAACUGUCAUUCGGGAUCCACUUUCUGUAGCGAUCAUCAAGAAUGUGAUCACUGUUGUCCUCUCCCUUGCAAUCAUAUACCUUAAUGCCACUCUGGUUCACACAUUUAGAAAACAUCAGGUUUUCAACACAAACUCUCGUUACAUCCUUUAUAUCCACCUGGUAAUCAACGAUAUCAUCAUGCUGGCAUUGCUGAUCCUCCUCCAAGUCCUGAGUUACAUAUUGUUCACACUCAAUGUCUCAUUCUGUAUUAUAUUGCUAACGUUUGCCAUACCUUCCAACCUAAACAACCCCUUAACGCUUGCGGCCAUGGCUUUAGAGUGUUACCUGGCCAUAUGCUUCCCUCUGCGCCACCCCCAGAUCUGUACGGUCAGGAAAACCUACAUUGUGAUUGCUGUGAUAUGGUUUCUAAGUUUACUAACAUUCCUACCAGAUGUGUUCAUAGUGAUGGCCACAAGACCUGCAGAGUACUUUCAUUCCAGGAUUUUCUGCAUAUGGGCUAACAUUUUCACAAGCCCGAUCCUUGCAGAAAAGAAAUAUGUGUCCGAAAUUGUGUUUCUAGUCAUUGUUUGGCUCAUUCUCUUCUAUACAUACUUCAGGAUUCUUUUCACUGCAAAGGCUGCUUCAGAAAAUGCAAAGAAAGCGAGGAACACCGUCCUACUCCAUGGCUUCCAGCUGUUGCUGUGUAUGCUAAAGUAUGUCUAUAAUAUAACAAUAGCUGGCCUUUCAAGUUUGUUUCCGAAUGAUAUUCUGACUAUUCGAUAUGUAAUUUCAAUACUGAUUCAGGUUAUGCCACGUCUCAUCAGUCCGAUGGUUUAUGGUAUAAGGGACAAGAUGUUCAGAGAGUACUUGAAACGAUAUCUGUUGCUCACCAAUACGAAUGUUAAUCCAGAAAAGAUUUAAA